AUGCAAAAGCGAUAUUUGCUUCCAAAAGUCGCUUCACGUUCGAUUGUUAGGAUGAGGAAGAACUUUCUUGUUCUUCUGCUCUGUCUGUCUUUUGUUCGCUGUGAAUCGCGCAGAGUAACGGAUUAUGGGGAUUACUUAGUACAAGAUUACGGUAAGCAAAACAGUUUUGAAAGUUCUGCGGCACUUAUUCUUUCAUUUUCGGUUCAAAUGUAAAAAUUCUUCCACAUAUACUUAUUAGCUUUUGUAGAAUAUUAGAUCAGACAGCGAUUUCUUAACAAUUCUUAGAUCUCUCGACGUAAAUGUGAAUGUUUUGAUUUCUAAUAAAAACAAAUCAAGAUACGCUGUCUGGGUAGGAAGGCUUCGAUCAGUAAUUUUCAAAUAAUUAUGCCUUAUCUUUUGACCAAAGUAAAGAAGCAAUAUUGCGAAGGAACCCAGUUUAACAUGAUUUUAAUUACUUACCAACGCCAUAAUGUACUCGCUAUUACCAACCCUUUCCCGUGCAAAAAACCUUCAUUCUCGUUUUUAUUUUCAUUGCCAGUAUCUUCUCAACAAUUAUUAUUAUUUUCUCAACAUUAAUUGGUCUCGCAAUGGCAUCGUUUUAUCGAUGAUUAAAUAAUUGAUUUUCCCUCUUGGUAUUUGAAAUUCGGAAAUUUGAAAACAAAUGACGUAGAUCGGCUAUUGUUUAAUAACACUAGUGCCAGCUGUGUAAAAAUUUCCGGUUGUAAGCACGAUUCAUAUCUCUUCCCAGCUUUUGACGUCAAAGGAAAUUUUAUAUAUUCAAAUUGAUCCCAGCAUAAACCUUAAAAAGGAUAAUUCAGCUCAAAUUGAAAAUAUAUUUCUUUUGUGACAUACUGAAGAAAUGUAAAAUGGUUUCCGUGUUUACAUAGCCUGAUGUAAACACGCGGGAGGUUGGGAGAACACGAGAUAAGCGUAGGAAACCACGACGCGAAGCAGAGUGGCUUCCAGCUUAUCGAGUGUUCUCCCAACCUCCCAAGUGUUUACAUCAAGCUAUGUAAACACGGAAACCAUUUUACAUUUCUUUUAUAAAAUAACUAAUGAAAGAGCCUCUUCUUGCAACGAAGGAAAGCGAUGUGCUUGUUGCUGUCGUUCAUUUGGCUUUUCGGCCGUUUCUUGAAUACUGGGAAAAUUAAACUCCAAAGAAAAAUUAGGAAAAUCUUCUUCUUCCAUUACUGUACUCAAAACAAACUUAAAGAAACCGAGUUACUGCUAAAUAAAUAGCUGGGAGAACUCGGUGAGAAGAUUCAGUAUGAAAACCGUGUUUACAUACGCGCAUGUAAAAUGGUUUUAUGGUCAAACAGAGCGCGCGUACUAUUUGAAUUAUUUUAUAAAGAAAAAUAUUUAUAGUUAGCGUUUAAAUGUCACUAUAGCUAUGUAUAUGACACCAAUCGUAACGCUGUUUUGACUUCGUAAAAAUUGUUUCAUAACAUAGCGAUUGCACGAGGAAAAUGUCAAUUCUGAGGGGUGACGUGAUGAGGAGGGCUGUGAACGUGUGUUUAAUUAAGGGCUUUUGUCUCUGAAUCUUAUUAAUAAAGUGCUAUUCGACACCAAAGCUUACACCAAGCAGAAAUUCGAUAUGUUGAAGUCAGAGAUCGAACUGCACACCGUCCACAACCCAUACUAACAGGCUACAGCUCCUAAAGGUCAUUGGUGAUUUCAUCGCUGAUAAAGAUGGUAGCUCUUUGAACACAAAGCACUCCCUCAAAAACACAUUUCAGAUAUUUCCGAGUCAUCCAAAAAAUUCGAGGGAGAUGAAUCCACUUGUAACUAAUAAUUGUCUUUUGAGGCCAACACGAAUUCCUUUACAACUCGACUCAGAGAUUAAUCCAUCGAUAUUCUUAUGUCAACCUGAGUCCCCUCUUUCAAUAUACACUACAGCUGGGGAAUAAAGUAUGGUAACAGUGAAACACUGUAAACUUAAGAAGCCUCUGCAAUCUUAAUCUAUAAUCAUCUAACUUUGUUCAUAUUUAGAUUUUUAUCUUUAACUCGUUUUGCAACACCAGCUAUCACGCUAAUGCAUAGAAAGCUCUUUCGGAGCCAUUUUCCUCAAUAUUUAGUUUACACCAGGUUUUGCGCAUUUUUCAACUGUUGCUAAAAGUAUUAUUCGACACUUCUCAGUCACGAAAACGACCCGAGUCUCCUCGACAUUGACUUUUCGGGAAGUUUUCAUGCUAUAUAUAGGAAAUGUCAUUUAUGACGCUGUUAAGAGGCUCAAACUCAGUAGACUAAAGGUAACCAGACCACUUCACGAUAAAAGUCCAUCUAUGAAACUGUAACAUUUGACUGUUAAAACAAUUUUCCUUUGGGAGCUAGUGCUCUUGUAUGCUUCAUUCUUGUUAGAAUAUUCGAGUUAACAGUCGAAGAUCCAUGCCGACUUUUUUUCUGUUUAACAGUCGCUUUAUUAACAUUUAUUGCCCGUUCUUUGUUCACAGUUGAUAUUGAUGCUAGCAUCCCGUGGGCAGAGGAGAAUUCAGGUGAGACGGAGUGAUAUUGGUUAAGAGUAGAUCUUCCCCAGCCAUUUUAAAUUGUCUUCAUUAAUUUCUUUUGAAUGGACCAUCCGUAUUCGAUUAUUUAAUCAAGGAAAAAAGUUCUUCUUGAAGAAAUUAGAGCUAAAGGAGGAAAAUGAAUCGUGUGUAUAUACAGUGAAGGAAAAUGAGCAGUUGGAGUGUAACUGCAUCACACGGCUCUCUGAUACUGGUUUGUGCUAAAAAAAAAAAGAGGCGGCCGCACUUAAAUACACGAAUCUGGAAAAGAAGGACAAAGAAAAUGAACGCCAAGCUCCAAAUUUUUCCUGACUUCCUACCUUGAUGUGUAGGGAAAACACUAAUUAGAGGCCUUUUUAUCCCUGUGCAUUGGUUGAACCUCGUUUCAGCCAUUUUUUUGUAAAUUCUAGAUGAAAAGUCUGAAAUGGGGUUAUUGGGGACUGAAGUCCAUUAGAAAAGUAUAGCAAAAAUAAUCUAAAUUAGCACAAAUUAGAUUAAGUGUUUUAGAGGCAGAGAUCCAAGUGCACACACAUUCCACUUAGAAAUAUGAAAAAAAUCUUAUUUCAUCUUCAGCUGGGAAAAAUAAACUUAUGAUUUUUCUUUCGUAUGCGUGGUAAAAACGAUAAAAUUAUUGAAAUAGUGAAGAAGAAAAAAACUUCACAGAUUUUAAGCAAUCAAUAACCGCUGACGACGCAGGGCAUCCAAUUAUAUUUCUGUGUGUAUGUAAAUUCAUGUAAUAUCACUGUAACUGGAAGAUUCAAGCUAUUGUUGAGAUGUUUUUGUCUAAUGUAACCCACCCAGAGAAAUUCCGCACCAUAUUUCACAAACGCAUAGCUUGCGAAAAUUUAUAUUCACGUUAACUAAGGGCAAACAUAAUCAUCUUGCGUGAUCGUUACUGGUUAAAAUGAAAUGCCGCCAUAGCUUACAGCUAUUCGAGGAAAGCUCCAAUUUCUUAUUGGAAAUGCCAGCCGGAAACCUACAAGGACGUAGACUAUAGCUGGGUUUCCGAUGAUGGGGCUGGCGUUUAUUUUGAAAGUCAUAAACCGAUAAUUCACGGGCCCUGGUUUUUCUAAACCUGCUUAUUUCCGACAAACGGAUAACUGAAAUCAUUGUAUUGAUAUUGAUAAAAUAGCUGAAGUUCCUCUGUUUUUUUAGACAUGCCAUCUUUACCGCGCGCAUUGAACGUAAUUUUGUAUCAUUAGUGUAUCUACAUGUGUGGAGAUUAGAAUAUCGUUGUUUCUCUCCUUCUUUUGAGAGAAAAUUGAGAAACAGAUUCCAUGCCACCGUGCAUCUCUUCAGUAAUAGAUCAAAGAGGAUGACAAAUAUGGUGAAACAAAAAUGUGUCGAGUGAAGCGCAGCCGAGUGUGUCACUGAUGUUCCCGCCAGAUUUGACGUCUUUUGCGAUUCGAUGGAAUCUCUUUGUUUUAUAUAAUAAAGAAGCAAAUAAAAUAUGUUGAUUGUGACGUCAUCUAUGCGUCAGUCCUCCAAUAGCUCAUAAAAAAGAACUUAUCAAAAUACGUGCGUAACUCAGCUUAUUACAUUAACAUUUUUAUUUUGGGAUCACAUUUACUCUUUCUGUCGCAAGUUAAAGUAGCUAUUCUAAGAUUUUAUCGUAUAUUUUACACGACUGCAUACGGGGAUCUUUAAAUCUUAAUUAUUUGACUGAGCUAAACACACUACAAAAUUAUCUGAAAGACGUUGAGCAUAGCUUGGAGGACUAUUCUUCAGAAAAUAAUAUGUGGAGUAAAUACAACGUUUUCAAAAUUUCUAGGUCUGUUUGAAGGCGAUAUCGUCAUCGAUGAGGAUACCGAAAGAUAUCUGACAGGUGGAGAGAUCAUGUCACGUGAUGCUGUGGUCUCUCCUAUAUUAUACUGGCCAAAAGGGGUGAUCUACUACAUGUUUGACGAAAAAUUAGGUUAGUUAAUAUGUUCUCUCUUUUUUAAAUAGAGAUCCAAUGAUCAUAGCUGGUUUCUAACAUUGAGAUUUCCCCUUACUUUGUUGUUGUUAUUGUUGUUCCUGUAGCUGCUACUGCUGCUGUUGUUGUUUUAUCAUAAUCCAAUUUUCAAGAUUAUCUAAAACCAGAUAUUGCCGCAUACCAUUAAACUACUGAGUGACUUUUUGUUGCAGUUCGUACCACCGUUAUUUUUGUUGUUGUUGCUUUUGUUGUUGGUCAUAAUGCUGUUGUUGAUGAAGACGAUGUAUGUUACUGCUUUUGCUUGUUGUUAUUGUCGUUCAAGUCAGGAGAAAGAUUCUUGAAUAAAUAAAUAAAUAAAUAAACAGAAGAUUUUAACAAAAAGUUAAUGUAUUGUUCAACUUUUUCCUCGGCCUCAGAGCCUCUCAAGAUCGAUAUCAUCAAGCGAGGUAUCCAUCAUCUAAAGGAAAGAACAUGCAUAAAAUUUGUUCAUAUUCCAAAAAAUAACACGCGUCAUAAAAGCUAUGUCAGAUUCUUCAGUGGAAACGGGUAAGUCAUCUGUCAAUUGAAAAUAGCAUGAACAUCAUAUUCUCUCUUCUAUUCUCUCUUCUCUUCUGUCGGAUCUUCGAUACCAUCAAUCUUUUCCUUCAGGAAACGUGACUGGAUAGCUUCCUUUAUUCACUACUUACAAUUGAAGUUAUCAUGUGCAUGUAUACCUAGAGGGCCUUUUUGUCUCAUCGUUCAUGGUAUUUCCAGUUGUCAACGUUUUACAAUCUAGUAUAUCGUGCUUUAAUUCAACCAUAGCGUGCUGUUGAUGGUAACAGAUUACGGACAUAAUUGAGUAAUAUUUUUCUCUCUUUGUAAGAUGUUAUUCCCGAGUCGGCAGAGAUCCCACUGACGUCGAACAAACGAUUUCUAUCGGUGACGGAUGCGAGAGGAUUGGAACAGUGGUGCACGAGAUCAUGCAUGCUUUGGGUUUCUUCCAUGAGCACACUAGGCCUGACAGGGACAAGUACAUCAAAAUUGAUUGGACUAAUAUCGAGGAAGGUAGUGAUAUGGGUGAUGCAUUUUAUAUUUGAAACGGGGAGGGUUACAUGUAUAAAGAGUCAUAUCAAUCAUCAUCAAGGGACUGGAAGGCUGUUGUAGUUUGCUCUAAACUCAUUCAAAGCAUCAAAUUAUCGACUACCAAAAUUUAAAAUGUUGUGAGAGAAGAUACUAAUCAAUGUCAACUCCGAGUCUGGUUGGUCCGUUGUGAAGUUGAAGUCAAGUGCCGGCUGUGGCACACUCAAUAACUGCUUAGAAUUUGUUUUAAAUUGUUGGAUAUCAAAGCGUGUCUUUUAUAUUCCAUUUACAGAGCAUUCUCGAAAUUUCCAAAAAUACCCACGAGAUCUGGGAUCUAGUUUUGGCAAACCAUAUGACUACGACAGUGUGAUGCAUUACAGUAGGUUUGCCUUCUCCAAGGACUUGGAUGUCCCAACCAUUAUACCUGCAGAUGGAGAGGCUUCAAUUGGUCAGCGACUGGGCCUGAGUUAUUAUGACAGAGAAGAAAUCAACACGUUGUAUAGAUGCCAUGGUGAGUGAGUCUAUUCAUAGUGGCGUGUCACGCAUUUUUUACUUGGCUAGACUACAGAAAUGAGGAAAAAGGUAUGUUCCUAAACAAAACAAAACAAAAAAUAAAAACGGGACGAGUUUACGUACUCGACGUUGGAUUCAUCUCAUUUCUUGCAUUUAGAUCCCUUCAUUUUCUAUUUAAGAGUGACGAUCAUCGUAGAUAUUGCUUCUGUUAUCGUUAUAAUAACGUUACUGUCACCAUGAGCAUUUUCAUUGUCACUGUAUUGAUAUCAAUGUCAUCAUCAUCAUCAACAAUAUCUUUAUAAUUGUUGUCAUUAUCAGCAUCAUUAUCAUUAAACAAAUAUGUUUCUGUUUCUCUUCAGAGGACUGUGUUGACAAGAUGAGCCCUUACAAGUGCAUAGGUCGUAGCAUACUGGGUGGCUGUGAGAGUCCUAGAUUCCAAGAAAUGAUGAUUGAAUCUUGUCCCAAAACCUGCAAAUUUUGCGGUGAG
Molecule: messenger RNA, 6475 nt
Organism: Pocillopora meandrina
Lineage: Eukaryota; Metazoa; Cnidaria; Anthozoa; Scleractinia; Pocilloporidae
Source: the annotation of a GenBank genome assembly